UCCGCCCUGACCUGAUCCCCUCCCCCUUCCUCCUCCUCUUCCUCCUCCGAUUGGGUGGCUGCCAUUGCUCUCCACACCAUCCAAGCUCGAGCUCCCAUUUCAUCACCACUCUGCUAGCCCGAGUCUCCCUCUUGACCCACCGUCGGUUUCAGGCCUCGAAAUCCUCGUCCCAGUCUCUUUCUCCUUUCAAGAAGAAUUUCUUUGGGUUGAGGGAGCUGCUGUUCUUGGUAGGACAGGCUAGGCCAGAUCUGGGGGAGAGGGUGGGUUGUUGUUCCGCUUGAAAUCUCUGGGUUUUGUUGCGCUGGAGGUUCUUGCUGGCCAUGGUUUGUCCAGGCAUGCUGAGGCGCAAUCUCUGAGCUUUAUGAAGAUCGCCACUCACCUGCGCCGGUGCUGCUUCCUCCAGUCCUUCUCCGUCGUCUUCCUCUACUACUUUUAUGUGAUCUCAUAAUUGGCCCUCUAAAAUCCGCCGUCGCUAGCAGUAAACUAUUUUCUCCUUCUUCUUCUUGUUCUUCUUGCUUCCUUUUCCUGCGUCAACAAGUGAUAAAUAAGAACCGUAGCAGCAGCAUCAUCAUCAGCAGCAGUAGUAGCCAAGUACUAGUGAUUCCGGUGCCAAGAUGUCGUCGUCGUCGCUGUCGCCGGGAGGCGGAAGGCUGUCGGGCUCGGACGGCGACUCGGGGGCGACGUUCGCGGCCGGGGACAACCGGCGGGAGAAGAGGCGGCUGUCGAACCGGGAGUCGGCGCGGCGGUCGCGGCUGCGGAAGCAGCAGCACCUGGACGAGCUGGUGCAGGAGGUGGCGCGCCUCAAGGCCGAGAACGCGCGCGUGCUGGCGCGCGCCAACGACAUCACCGGGCAGUUCGUGCGCGUGGACCAGGAGAACACCGUGCUCCGGGCGCGCGCCGCCGAGCUCGGCGACCGGCUGCGCUCCGUCAACCAGGUGCUCCGCGUCGUCGAGGAGUUCAGCGGCGUCGCCAUGGACAUCCAGGAGGAGUGCCCGCCUGACGACCCCCUGCUCCGGCCGUGGCAGACCCCGUACCCUGCCACCGCCAUGCCCAUCGCCGCCACCGCCACGCACAUGCUCCAGUACUGAUCGAUCCGGUGAUGAUUGGGUCAAUAAUUGAGGAUCCCCUGUAGGAGCUGAGCUGAGCUGUGGCUGGCAAGAGGAAGAAGAUCUACUCUACUUGGCUGCUGCCUUGAGGAUUAUUACCAAGGCGUAGUUUGCUGCUAUAUGUUGUGUUUAUUAUGUUUCAGUAAGUGUCCGUCGUCGUCCUCCUCCUCCGUGUCCUAUGUAAUGUAACAGUAAUAAGGGUUAAUUAUAUGUAUGGUUGUGUUCUAUGUAUCGUGAAUUUGUGAUAAUUCUGUUCAAUGUUAUUACCAUGUCAUGUUAUUAUGUUUGGUUC
This is a messenger RNA of Triticum dicoccoides, 1398 nucleotides long. RefSeq names its product ocs element-binding factor 1-like. Gene Ontology annotation, biological process: positive regulation of DNA-templated transcription. The record is from RefSeq and is a predicted model, not a curated record. Gene Ontology annotation, cellular component: nucleus. NCBI's taxonomy places the organism in Eukaryota, Viridiplantae, Streptophyta, Magnoliopsida, Poales, Poaceae. The transcript has a single exon. Bases 615 to 1088 code for a protein of 157 amino acids. Gene Ontology annotation, molecular function: transcription cis-regulatory region binding; DNA-binding transcription factor activity.